Molecule: messenger RNA, 1353 nt
Organism: Populus nigra (black poplar)
Lineage: Eukaryota; Viridiplantae; Streptophyta; Magnoliopsida; Malpighiales; Salicaceae
Product: UPF0481 protein At3g47200-like
Exons: 1
Coding region: 1-1353 (450 amino acids)
Source: RefSeq, a predicted model, not a curated record
AUGACUCCAGAACAACAUAAUAUUCAAGUUGGACAAGAGGAAAGUUCUAAGAUGUGUCACAGGGUUCCGAGGAUAUUUCGUAGGAAUCCAUCCAGCAACGAGGAUUGCUACAAUCCCCUUGUGGUAUCUAUUGGUCCUUACCACCACAACGAUGAUCCUAAUCAUGAGCUUGCUGAGAUGCAGAGCCUCAAGAAUGAAAUGGUGGAACAGUUUGCCAACAAGAGUAGGAAAACCAGGGAAUUCUUGUACAGAAACGUGGCAGAAUUGGCCAACUCUGCAAGGAAAUGCUAUGAUGAAGAUUCAACAAAAGACUUGGACGACAACGCAUUCACGGAGAUGAUGCUCCUUGAUGGUUGCUUCAUUCUCCAAUUUAUCUUCUGCUUCUUGCGCGAUCCUCAGAAUCUGAAGCUAAGUAACCGAGUUCUUGCUUAUUUUGUUAAACGUGACUUGUUCUUACUAGAGAACCAACUCCCUUACGAAGUUCUUACGUCGUUGAUGAGCUUAGGGUUUGGUAAUGCCGAAGGAAAGAAGCUGAUGAAAGAUUUCAUGGACGAAGUUCGUGGACUUCCCAGAGAUAAAAGUAGAGACAAGGAGAAUGGAAAGGGCUUGGAUUGCAGAUUUUGGUCACGGCGACCAGCACCAAAGAUGAACAAUCAACCACGUCAAAUACCUCAAACAGGUGAAAUACCUCAACCAGGUGAAAUACCUCAACCAGUCCAUCUUCUUGACUUUUUUCACAAACGAUUCAUGGGGGAAAGAGGCCAAGGAAAUCCCUCUCUAAGGGGUGAUGGUCAAUGGCCCUCGUAUCGUUCUGUCAUGGAGCUGAAGUCGGUGGGAAUCCACUUCAUGCCAAGCAAGACUGAUAUGUACACAGAUCUCCGAUACAAAUCAACAAUGCGUGGCGGAACAGUCACACUUCCUCGAAUAGUCAUAGACGACGGUACUAAGUCCUUGCUUUUAAACCUGAUGGCCCAUGAAGCAUGCCCUGGAUCAGCUGAGGGGUUUUGGGUCACUUCUUACGUAUGCUUCUUGGACUCAUUGAUUGAUCACUCUGAAGAUGUGAAAGAACUGCGGAAAAAGGGCAUAUUAUCCAAUGUUCUUGGAAGCGACCAAGAGGUUGCAGAUCUCUUCAAUGAAAUUUCCAGUUUCAUGGUGUGCGACCCUAAUACUUACGGUAAUGUUAAAUCCAGUAUUGAGGAGCAUUGCAAGAAUGUCAUCAAGAAAUGGUUAGCAGAGUGGUUGCAUGAUCAUUUUAGCAGCCCUUGGACCUUUUUGGCAUUUGUCGGUGCAAUCGUUGCCCUCGUACUUACCUUCAUCCAGACCUAUGAAACACUAUACCCAGGUAACCAGUAA